AUGCUUCUUUAUCGAGAAGAAAUUGAUGGGUUACGAUCACUUGCCAUUGUACCAGUCAUUUUAUACCAUGCUGGUUUCACAACGUUCUGCGCCGGAGGAUAUGUUGGUGUCGAUAUAUUCUUUGUUAUUAGUGGCUAUCUGAUCACAUCACUUAUCGAGACUGAAAACAACUAUGGAACAUUUUCGCUUGUUUGCUUUUAUGAACGACGUUGCCGUCGUAUCCUACCAGCUCUCUUUACGAUUCUAUUCGUCACUAGUUUUUUUGCCUAUUAUUGGAUGUUGCCUGAACAAUUGAAGGAAUUCGGACAAUCAUUAAUUUCUGUUAUAAGUAUUUCUUCAAACAUUUUCUUUUGGUUCAAAGACGACGGUUAUUUUUCACAAUUAACUGAAUUGAAUCCUCUAGUUCACACAUGGAGUUUGGCUGUAGAAGAACAAUUUUAUCUUAUAUUUCCACUACUUUACUACUGCUUCAGUAACAAGAGAAACUUCCUCAUCACUUUACUCGCAUGUUUGACUGUACUUAGCUUUUUUCUUGCUCAAUGGGGUGGUAAUUUACAAUCGAUUUCAGAUGAUCGUUUUCAAAUUUUCUCUCAACAUACUUAUGCAUCGUUCUACUUACCAGCAGGACGCGUAUGGGAAUUAUUGAUCGGCGCAUUUGCUGCAUUUUACUUACGUGACAAUAAUUCAGUCAAGUAUGUGUCUCUUUAG
Molecule: messenger RNA, 708 nt
Organism: Rotaria socialis
Lineage: Eukaryota; Metazoa; Rotifera; Eurotatoria; Philodinida; Philodinidae
Source: the annotation of a GenBank genome assembly